This is a messenger RNA of Raphanus sativus (radish), 2274 nucleotides long. Its product is annotated as probable inactive receptor kinase At4g23740. The record is from RefSeq and is a predicted model, not a curated record. Bases 199 to 2043 code for a protein of 614 amino acids. The transcript is spliced from 4 exons. Gene Ontology annotation, biological process: protein phosphorylation. Lineage: Eukaryota; Viridiplantae; Streptophyta; Magnoliopsida; Brassicales; Brassicaceae. Gene Ontology annotation, molecular function: protein binding; protein kinase activity; ATP binding.
UAACAAAAAUAUAAAAACUAUAUAUCCGUUUGUAGAAGCUCUCAACUUCAGUGCUUCAAUGGUGGUUCUUUAAGUUCGUGUUCUCAGUUACAGACGUGAUCGAGAUUCUCGAGAGAAGAAACGGCGUGCAUGACUAGAAAAAAAAACUCAUAAAGUUGGAGUCUCUCAUCUUCAUCUUCUUCACAAAGAACACCAGCAAUGGAAGCUUGGACUGUUUCUCUAUGGUUCUUCUCUCUCUAUCUAAUCAUCUCCGGAGCAAACGCAGAUCCAGUACAAGACAAACGCGCGUUACUCGAGUUCCUAACCAUCACGCGCCCCGCACGCACACUCAACUGGAACGAGACCACUCCCCUCUGCCAAAACUGGACAGGAGUCACUUGCAACCACGACGAAUCUCGAAUCAUAGCCGUUAGAUUACCAGCGAUCGGACUCAACGGCCAGAUUCCACCCAACACCAUAAGCAGACUCUCCGCCCUCAGAGUCCUGAGCCUCAGAUCCAACAGACUAUCAGGCCCAUUCCCUUUGGGCUUCUCCGAGCUCAAAGACUUAGCCUUUCUCUACCUCGAGGACAACGAUUUCUCCGGCCCGUUGCCUCUGGACUUCUCCGUCUGGAAGAAGCUCGUCGGUUUGAAUCUCUCCAAUAACAGAUUCAACGGAACGGUUCCGCUCUCUCUCUCCGGUUUGAAACGGUUACAGUCGUUGAACCUCGCUAACAACUCCCUUUCCGGUGUCGUUCCUGAUGAUCUGAGCGUCCUCUCGAGUCUGAAAGAGAUUGAUCUGUCUAACAAUAAUCUCCAUGGGCCGUUACCGGGCUGGCUGCUAAGAUUCCCACCGUCUUCUUACCAAGGCAUUGUUGGUGACGUCACUAACUUUCAACCGCCUCCUGAACCAACUCGAAUGAAGCCUAAAGGAGUCACAAAGACGGUCUUCCUCCUCGUCGUUAUCUCUGUUUCAAUCGUACUACUCGCGGUUUCAGCGUUUGCGUUUGCUCUUUGUUACUUGAGGCGCAAGUUAAGGGUUGUUAAGGACCAUAAGAUUCAGGAGAAAGGCGGUAUGUCUCCUGAAAAAUUCGAUUCGAGGAUGGAGGAGGCUAACAACAGGCUGUCGUUCUUCGAAGGAUGCAGCUACUCGUUCGAUCUCGAGGAUCUGCUGAGAGCUUCCGCGGAGAUUCUCGGGAAAGGCACGUUCGGGACGACGUACAAGGCGGUUCUCGAGGACGCGACUUCCGUCGCUGUGAAACGUCUCAAGGACGUCGCGGCUGGGAAACGCGAUUUCGAGCAGCAGAUGGAGAUCGUCGGAGGGAUUAAGCACGAGAACGUCGUGGAGCUUAAGGCUUAUUAUUACUCCAAGGACGAGAAGCUUAUGGUUUAUGACUAUCUCAGCGAUGGGAGUGUUGCUUCUUUGCUUCACGGUAACCGAGGGGAGAACCGGGUUCCGUUGGAUUGGGAAACGAGGAUGAAGAUCGCGAUUGGCGCAGCGAAAGGGAUCGCUAGAAUCCACAGAGAGAACAAUGGAAAGCUCGUACAUGGCAACGUCAAGUCUUCGAAUAUAUUCUUGAACGCAGAGCGUAACGGCUGCGUGUCUGAUCUUGGUUUGACAGCUGUGAUGAGCGCCUUGGCCCCACCUAUCUCUAGGCAAGCUGGUUACCGUGCGCCCGAAGUAACAGACACAAGGAAGUCUUCUCAGUUAUCAGAUGUUUACAGCUUCGGCGUCGUUUUGCUCGAACUGCUCACGGGAAAAUCGCCGAUUCACACUACCGCAGGAGAUGAGAUUAUACAUUUGGUUCGGUGGGUACAUUCUGUUGUGAGAGAGGAAUGGACUGCGGAGGUGUUCGACGUGGAGCUUCUGAGGUAUACAAACAUAGAGGAAGAGAUGGUUGAGAUGUUGCAGAUUGCUCUGUCGUGUGUUGUCAAAGCACCCGACCAGAGACCGAAGAUGUCUGAUUUGGUUAGGCUUAUGGAGGGUGUCGGAAACCGACGAGCCAGUCUUGAGACUAAACCAGAGAAGAAAGCCGCCGAGACUUCCACGCCGAGUGAAACUUGAUGACUUACAGAAAAUUAAGAAACUGUUGAUUUAUAGUUAAUAUAUGAAGUUUGUAUAAUCUCUUCUGCUCAUCCUCUCUUCUUCGGUUAGAACCGGUUUAGUCAAACACCCAUUUCUGGUUAAAGAUUCCUGGUUUUGCAAAAUUCAGUGUAUGGAAUAGAUUUGGAAUGAAGGAAAAUAGAAAAAGAAACAUCUCAAGUUUUAUAGAUGAUCAGAAACGCUUCUCAAACU